Messenger RNA from Rhea pennata, 5471 nucleotides. It is a transcript of the gene AFAP1L2, whose product is annotated as actin filament associated protein 1 like 2. Gene Ontology annotation, biological process: positive regulation of epidermal growth factor receptor signaling pathway; regulation of mitotic cell cycle; inflammatory response. The record is from RefSeq and is a predicted model, not a curated record. Gene Ontology annotation, cellular component: cytosol. Lineage: Eukaryota; Metazoa; Chordata; Aves; Rheiformes; Rheidae. Bases 114 to 2594 code for a protein of 826 amino acids. Gene Ontology annotation, molecular function: SH3 domain binding; SH2 domain binding. The transcript has 19 exons.
GCCGCGCCGGCGGAUGCGGCGCCGCCGGAGUGAGAGGCUGCAGGACCGCGGAGCAGCGGCGCCGUGUCCCGCGAGCCCCUCGGCAGCCAGCGGGCUGUGGCCGCCCGGCCCCCAUGGAUAAAUACAAAGCUCUCGAGCAGCUGCUCACAGAACUCGAAGAUUUUCUGAGGAUACUGGAGAAGGAGAACUUGAGCAGCACGGCUGUUGUGAAAAAGAGUUUUCUCUCUGACCUUCUGCGGGUGUACACCAAGUCCAGCGGUGGUGAUGAAGAAUAUAUUUAUAUGAACAAAGUGACCAUCAAUAAGCAGCAGGGUGACCAAGAGAAACAAGACAAAGCAUUGGAUCGGAGAGAUUCCUUGACCAAUGGAGACUUAGGAUUGCAUUCGUCCCCUCCUCAGAAGAGCCUGCCAGACCUCCCCCCUCCAAAGAUUCCUGAAACAAAGCAGCCUUUGGUCCCCAAGAUCGAAUCCCCAGAAGGAUAUUAUGAAGAGGCUGAGCCAUAUGACGUCUCUGUAAAUGAAGAUGGUGAGGCUGUUAGUAGCUCCUAUGAAUCUUAUGAUGAAGAAGAGAGCAGCAAAGGCAAGUCAGCAACCCAUCAAUGGCCAUCUACUGAGGCUACCAUUGAACUGAUGAAGGACGCCCGCAUAUGUGCAUUCCUGUGGAGAAAGAAGUGGCUGGGACAGUGGGCAAAACAACUCUGUGUUAUCAAGGACACCAGGUUGCUGUGCUACAAGAGCUCCAAAGACCACAGCCCUCAGCUUGAUGUGAAUUUGCUGGGCUGCACUGUCAUUCACAAGGAAAAGCAAGUGAAGAAGAAAGAGCACAAGUUGAAGAUCAUCCCCAUGAACGCUGAUGUCAUUGUGCUGGGGCUGCAGAGUAAAGACCAGGCAGAGCAGUGGCUCAGGGUAAUCCAGGAGACCAGUGGUCUCCAGUCUGAAGGAGGCAGUGAAGGCAACCAAUACAUUCCAGAUUCACAACGUCUUAAUUACCCAAAGGUAGAACUAUCUGAGAGAUAUUCUGCAGCCUCAGAGAGUGGGAGCAGCACAGAUGGCCACCCGGAGAUGACUGAAGGAAAAGAUGUUAAGAAGAAAGGUACAACUGGCCUAAAACUAAGCAACCUGAUGAACCUUGGGAGGAAAAAAUCCAGCUCCAUAGACAGCCCAGAGAGAUCUCUGGAGACAUCAAGUUACCUGAAUGUGCUAGUGAACAGUCAGUGGAAGUCUCGCUGGUGUCAGAUAAAAGAUGGUCACCUACAUUUCUACCAGGAUAAGAAUCGAAGUAAACAGGCUCAGCAGCCCCUGAGUUUGGCGGGUUGUGAAAUUAUCCCAGAGCCAAUCCCUGAUCAUCUCUAUUCCUUCCAUAUCCUGCACAGCGGGGAAGAACGGGUCACUCUGGAGGCCAAGUCCUCGGAAGAAAUGGGCCAUUGGCUGGGCCUUCUCUUAUCGGAGUCAGGUUCAAAAACAGACCCAGAGGAAUUUACCUAUGAUUAUGUGGAUGCUGAUAGGGUUUCCUGCAUCGUUAGUGCUGCAAAGAAUUCCUUCUUCUUAAUGCAGAGGAAGUACUCUGAGCCCAACACCUAUAUCGACAACCUGCCGAAAGGGAGGAUUCAGCAGGAGGAACUCUAUGAUGACGUGGAUCUGCCAGAUGUGCCUGUGGAAGAAGUACCCAAGACUGAAAACAAAUUUGAAGGGGACCAUGACAGAGUGUACCUGGAUCUCACCCCAGUGAAAUCGUUUCUACACUGUGCUGGCAAACAGUCAUGCCAACCUUCACCUCUAAGCUCUCCAUCUUUACAACGGGCUGACAACGAGAGCUUAACAGAUACUGUAACUGAAACAACCCUUGUGGCUAAGGAAGCUGAACCCUCUAGAAAGGCAAUGGAAACCUCAGAGCAGAAAUACCCAGAGAAGUCAGAGCCUGAAGAGUUGUUAUCAAGGACACCCACCAUCAAAAUCCAGACCCAGCAGCAGAAGAUUGCCUUUCCGCAGACAGGCCCCGAGAUCAUGGCCUGCACUACGGUGGUGGACAGCCCGCAGCUGAUGCCCGCACACAGGGACAGGCUGGAGCGGCCCAAGCUGGCACUGCCCACGGCAGCAGUGGAAACCAAGCUAGGCAAGAACAGGACAGAGGCUGAGGUGAAGCGAUUUACAGAGGAGAAGGAGCGGCUGGAGAAAGAAAAGGAUGAAAUCCGGGCUCAGCUCACCCAGCUGCGGAAGGAAAGGCGAGAGAUGAAGGAAAUGUUAGCUGGUUGCACAGAUAAGAGCCUUGAGCAGAGGCUGAAGGAGAUAGAAGAAGAGUGCAAAAAGAAGGAGAGCAGGAGGGUCGACCUGGAGCUGAGCCUAGUAGAAGUGAAGGAGAACCUGAAGAAAGCAGAGUCUGGUCCUGUGACUCUGGGCACUGCUGUGGACACCACACACCUGGAGAAUGCAGCCCCCAAGAUUCAGAUGAAAACCACCAGUCCGGCAAAUAGUGCAGAGAACUCACCAGUCAAUUCAGCGACAGCUUUAAAAAACAGGCCUUUAUCUGUCAUGGUAACAGGAAAAGGGACAGUUCUACAGAAAGCUAAGGAAUGGGAGAAAAAGGGUGCUAGUUAGAACUACAUUUUUCAAGAUGGACUAAAGACUGGAAUUGCCCAAGCAAGGACAAGAGAAUUCAGUCAUCUGGAGAUAGAGGUUGGAUGUGAAACACAAUCGCAUACCUAGCACCUCUUCCACGUCAUGUCAGCUGCUCAGAUGCAACAGUGGAGCUAACAGCUACCAUCACAAAUGAUCAAGUGAUCUUGCUCCUUCCACACAAGUCCUAUCAUAUAGCUAAAAGAGUAACAACCAGUGGCAAUCCUUGCAUCAAAUUUCUAACCCAGUUGAUGUAAACAAGAAUGUUAUUGUACAUAGGGAUGUUUUGUGUAAUUCUACUCUGAAGAUUUAUCAAUGAGUUAUUAAGGUUUCUAUAUUAGUGACAUUAGUGGAUUCAGAAUGGGCCUCUGCUAUUCUUUAUACCCUAGUGGUUUUCAAUCUGUCAUAGUAAAUUACAGUCAAGUAAAGUCUCACCUGUCUUGCUGCCUCUCAUCAUACAGCUGCAGAUGACUCAGCCUUCAAUCAAGGGCAAGAAGUAGAAAGCCAGACUGGAGUGAUGGUUGAAACACAAAUGAGAAGCGCACAACAGCAUGUCCAGUGGGGAAACUCCUCUCAAUUAACAGUGGGGAAACUAUACAUACAGAUGAAGCAGAUAUUUUUAAUUGGUGACCAGAUGCUUCAUGCCCUGUGCUUUAUUCCUAUAAAGCUACCAGCCUGCUGCAGGGUUUGAUUUGCCAGAAUAGCAAGGAAGAUCCCUGCUCACUUUCUAACUCUGUAAGAUGUCUUACAGUCUACCGGCACUAAGAGCUCUGGACAAAGGAAGAUCUUCCAAACAGAUGCAACUAAUUUGUUUGAAGAUAAUCAGCUACUUCAGCUGAGGAACUCAUUCUGAAAAAUUACAUGUGAAGGCUUAUUAAUAAAUUGUCAGUGGCCUAGGCUGGACCACCUUUCAGAUGAGUAAGCUGCAUCCCAAUGCACUCUUCUGGGCUAACUCUUUCCAAGGAGAGCAAAAAAUUAUGCUGUCCACAGGCUCUUCCCCAGACUGUGAGCAGUGCUUUGCUGCUGCUGACCUCUGCUCCCCACCCCCCUGAGCCAUGGCAGACCAGGCUGCCCCAACCACGGCCACAGAUUCUCUCACAGACUCAUCCCCAGCCUGGUACGACACUGUCUUGUGCAUGCUGGCUCUGUGCACCUGGAGGCCUCAAGGAUCCUAAUAUGACUUCUUGUUGUCACAGGCAACAGCAGGAGGGCUCAUGGCCCUAUACAGUCCGCCUGUGUCUGAUGUUAAAGGGGCCUUUCUGAAGCAGCAGUCUGGCCAAGGCUAGUCUCCGGGGAAAGCAGGUCCUGCACCCAUCUGAGACUGACUGGAGAGUUUUCCCUGCCACAUCUCCAGCUGAGCCAUAGGCAGCAUUGGUGCUGUGGUAAUGCUGGUUCAGCAGCAGUUGUGAUGAAGUGCUGCAGAGGGGUGACGCUUCUAUCCAAAUUAUUAAAAGAAAAUAUAGCCCUUGAGCCCAACACUGUAGCCUGCAAAGCUCAGGCCUCUGCUCCCUGGUCAAGCUUUCUAAUGAUGGAUAUGGGACAUCUCAUCCUCCUAAACUUAGAGACCAUGAAAUAGAAAAAAAAAGAGCGGGUCAGAAAUCCAUGCACCCACUUCCCUCUCCUCCCUGGGACUUGCUGCCACACCUAAUGGCCUCUGAUACUCCUUCACACCUUGAGUCCAAGCUUAGUAACUGAAUUGAUCAUUGGGUGGAGGGGGAGCUGCAGCUGGUUUCUGGCCCUGCAGAGGCUAAAGCAACAAAGAUGAUUGAUAACCUGAUUAGGAUACAUGAAUUGUUCUGAGGGCCCUGUGGAUACAUCGAUGAGCAGUACCUGAAGCCAGGAUAAGAACAGACAGGGGAAACGCUACAGCUUCCUAACCCAAAUUGCUCCUCCUAUGGCAUUUCCCCACUUGUAAACACACAACAGUCAGUUCUGUAGUGCUCUGUGCAGCAAAGGGAAAGGCCCUGCUAGACCCAUUGAUCUGGAUAUUUUUUUAAGUGCUAGAAAACCUUUGAAAGGCCUGAGGCACAAACCAUCUCCAAGGGAUGGUCCUUCUCCUAGAGGACAGGAGUACAGGUACAAAAGCCUGAUUCCUGGGGCAGCCUGUGCCUCCAGGAAUCACUGCACAGGUGGCUCAUGGGUGAGUGAGGAUGUUCUGUGGAGAGGCUCUAGGCUCACAUGACACUGCCAUAGAGCUUGCGUGCAGCCAAGCACUUGGUCAGAGUAUCUUGGCAGUGAAAAAGGUGACAUUCCUCCCAUUUUGAAAGUCUCUGCUGAAGCACGGACUAAGUAACCUGCUAAUCCCAAGUAUUAGAAGGAGUUCAUAGGCCCCCAGCCUGUCCCUAUGUAAGGUCUGCAAAAGGGAAAAAAGUCUUGCACAAAAUUACUGAAACAUCUGGCUCAAGACCCAGGUAACUUUACUCUCUGAACGACAGAGAAGCCAUGUACACCAUGAAACUUUUGUUUUGACACGUGAGCUGGCAGAAGAGCCUCUCUCUACCCUAAAUAUAUCCUUAGUACCAUACCAUCACCAUACAACCCCUGGCAGCUGUCCUCUGGCAGUGGUUGUCCAGGCAUUUCACAGUAGUAUCUAGACAGUGAUGGUGGAGAGCUGCUCUGCUUUCCACUCCACAGCCUGCUCAACAUCAGUAGUGCUGCUGGGAUAUCACUAGCAGGGAAUAGUGAACAAACAAACACAGACAAGUCCUGAGCAAUACACUUACUUACUCCAAGACACGAAACAUCAUUAAACAACGUCUCUAUGUCCCCAUUGUUUUUCUAACUCAAGGCAUUCUUUUGUUGUAACUGUGACCUAUAAAGUGGCUUUUUAGAGGGUUUUAUAAUAAAAUGUCAAGUGUA